AUGCAUGCAUCUUCCCACACUGUUGUCAUCAAGUCGCUCAGCUCGUUUCGUCGUAAUUUACAUUUAUGUGCUCUCUUGUCAAGAGCUCGACGACCUUUUUUCAAUAAACACAAAAAAGUGACAGAUCCAGCACGCCAAGAUCCGCUGUACUUCGAGAAAUUGGCUAGCACGCUUCCACUCGAUGAAUAUUAUAUUGAUGCACUUGGUAAAUUAUAUGCCGAGAAGAUUGGUAGUGAACGUGAAGUAAUGAUGAAAGGUGAGGAUCGUCUCAUUGGAAAACAACCUGAACAGUGGUUACCAGCCAUUGACAAAAGUAACCCUCGAAUUGCAUAUGCACAUAUUGAUGCUCUUACUGCUGCACCUGAAAGUGUCAAGCGUAUAUUUAGCAUCGAAUAUGGCACAAGACGAGACUUGACGGAUGCGUGGAAAGAUGUUCUAAUCGGACAAGUGAAAAAGCAUGAACUCGACUCUGAGUCUCUUGAAAUGAGAAUUGGAUGGCUUACGUCGUUGAUUCGUCAUUGGAGUUUGCUGGUUGACGAAAUAAAUAAUAAGCCAAGAAAGCCAACGUGGUUGACUCAUCGUAUUUUCUUGAUGAUCAACUUUCGACGUAAACUGCUCCGGAAAUUGCGUGAAACCGAUUCAGAUGCCUUUGAAAAGGUUCUUUCUGAACUGAAGAUAGCAUAUUACGUACCAAAGUUGCCCGAAGAGAUGAUCGAGAAAAGACGAAAAGCAUGGGCUGAAGCACAGUUGAAGUUGCGUGUCGAUAAAGAGAAAGAGGAUCGGCUUAGGGAACUGCAUGAGCGUUUUAUUGCGGAUCGAGAAAAAUCAGAAAAAGAAAUCGAUGAGGAGUUGACAAAGUUAGAAGAAGAGGAAAAGAAAUUGGAGAGUCGAUUGAAAGAGCUGGACGAGUUACAAGGACGAAUGCCCGCUAACAUUCCCAAAUAUCAACCGUCACUUAUUGAUUGUAUUUCUGAACGAACUAUUCAUUCGAUACUCUUUUAUCAUCCAAAAUCUUCGGCUGUCCCACGAAAACAUUCAUUAUCAAUUUAG
This is a messenger RNA of Anisakis simplex (herring worm), 1050 nucleotides long. The record is from the annotation of a GenBank genome assembly. Lineage: Eukaryota; Metazoa; Nematoda; Chromadorea; Rhabditida; Anisakidae.